AUGGACUCGUCCGCUUCCAACUCGCCUGCGCCUCAGCAGGGCCACGCUGGGCAGCAGCAGCCUCUGUUGAGUGCACCCAACGCCCAGCAGGAUUCGUCGCAGGCGUCGGCGCAGCCUCAGCAGCAUCCGUCACCCGUCUCUCCCGCUUUCCCUCCCUCGGCUUCGCAACAGCCUACGCCUGGCCAGGCCGCCGACAACGGUCCCCUCCUCCCUCCACACCCUGUAGCGUCUUCGGCAGGCCCGUCGACCUCUGCGCCGUCCCCCGCACCUCCAACGACCCGCUCGACUCGCAAGACUGCCCCACCCAUCAUCGCGUUCGACCCGAGCGCCGACGGUUCCGACGACGACGAUGACGACGAGGAAGGAGGCCCGAAGAAGAAGCGUCGCGCGACUGCCGGCGCGAGGGCGUCGAGCGCCAAGGGCAGCGGGAACGAGGCGGGAGGGUCGGCGGGUCCUGCAGACCCCGACGACAAGGGCAGGAGGAAGAUCGAGAUCGAGUACAUCCAGAAGAAGGAGAAGAGGCACAUCACGUUCUCGAAGCGCAAAGCCGGCAUCAUGAAGAAGGCCUACGAGUUGGCGACGCUGACGGGCACCGAAGUCCUGCUGCUCGUCGUCUCAGAGACUGGCAUUGUCUACACGUUCACGACGACCAAGUUCCAGACGCUCGUCAGCGCCAACCCGGACGGAACGCCAAGUGAAGGUCAGAAGCUGAUCCAGAAGUGCUUGGCCGUCUCCCCCGACGACGAGAACAGCGACUACAUCUCGCCGCCUCCCGACGGUCCUCUCCUCCCCCUACCUCCUUCCGCCCAGAAGCGUCCGUUCGAAGCGAACUCUCCCAUCCAUGGCGGCCAGAUCGCCCUCAGGACGAGGCAGCAUCGUCCGCGCGCCAAGGCCCGUCCUCCGCCCAUCGCCACGCAGGCCGCGAACCAGACUCUCCAGCCGCCGCCCAGUAUCCACGGGCAGAUGGAGCAGAUGAACCAGCUCCCGCCUUCGCCUCACCACGUCCACCCGCUCAACCCUCCUCCUCCGCCUGGCUCGAUGGCCGAGUAUCCGCCUUCGCCCGGCUACCCUCCGCCUGGACACCCAAGGAGCGGGCUGCCUUCGCCGGCGCACCCGCCGCAGGAAUACGGCGAGAUGAUGAACGGACAGUACGGGCCGCCUGCAAACUACCCGCCUCCGCCUGCGCUUGGCUACACACACCAGCUUCCCAACCCGAACCGUCCGCCUCACCCGCUCGACCCGUACCCUCACCCGCAACACCAAGGCUCGCCCUCUUCCUCUCCCCGCCAGCCUCGCCAACUCCCACCACCGCUCUCUCCCAUGCACGCUACCUACCACCCUGCGCCCCCUCGCUCGAUGCAAGAUCCGUACGGCGACCCUCGCUACCCUCCCCCUCCUCCCGCCGGCGAAGACAUGCACAUGAUGUCUCCCCUCCCUCAUCCGCCUCCGAUGCACCAUUCCCAGCCCGCACCGGGUCUGCCUCAGCCUCCGCCGGAGAUGUACAUGCACCAUGGCCCGCCGCACUCGCAGGGUCCGCCGAUGCAGCCUAGUCCUAGGCAGGUGCCGAUGCAGUAUGAGGGACCGGGAGGUGACGCGUAUGCGAGAAGGUGA
This is a messenger RNA of Rhodotorula toruloides NP11, 1611 nucleotides long. RefSeq names its product minichromosome maintenance protein 1. Gene Ontology annotation, molecular function: DNA-binding transcription factor activity, RNA polymerase II-specific; RNA polymerase II cis-regulatory region sequence-specific DNA binding; protein dimerization activity. The coding region runs from base 1 to 1611 and encodes 536 amino acids. The transcript is spliced from 5 exons. Gene Ontology annotation, biological process: positive regulation of transcription by RNA polymerase II. The record is from RefSeq and is a predicted model, not a curated record. NCBI's taxonomy places the organism in Eukaryota, Fungi, Basidiomycota, Microbotryomycetes, Sporidiobolales, Sporidiobolaceae.